GUUUUAUUCUGGUUAGCACUUGUGUAGCCAUUUUGCCGGUGUGAAGGCUUCACUGACUAACAUAACAAUUAUCCUAUUUUCUCACGCUUUUCAUAGUAAUUUACUUUGUCAUAAACAAUGGGUGUUCAAAUUGAAAGAAUCCAACAAGGAGAUGGCGCCAGCUAUCCAUCAAAGGGACAGACAGUUCAUGUUCAUUAUACUGGAACAUUGACCAAUGGAAAAAAAUUUGACUCUUCUCGUGACAAGGGAAAGCCAUUCACAUUCAAGCUUGGUUGCGGUCAAGUAAUCAAAGGUUGGGAUGAAGGUGUUUCGCAAAUGAGCGUUGGAGAAAGAGCAAAGCUCACUUGCAGUCCAGAUUACGCUUACGGUUCCAAAGGAUUCCCAGGAUUGAUUCCCCCAAACUCAACCCUCGUUUUCGAUGUUGAAUUAUUAAAAAUUUCUUAAAUUAAGAACAAAUUAUUUGUCAUAAAGGGAUUAAGAGAAUAAAAUUAUUCUUUAAUGCUUGUCAAAUGAUAGAAUAAAUAAACAAAACUGAAAG
This is a messenger RNA of Dimorphilus gyrociliatus, 538 nucleotides long. Lineage: Eukaryota; Metazoa; Annelida; Polychaeta; Dinophilidae. The record is from the annotation of a GenBank genome assembly.